AUGAGCGUCUUUGCUGUGUAUGUUGUCAGUGCUUCGGGGUCGUUGCAGUACUUUUAUGAGCACUCAAUGCCCUUUACUGAUGUGGAGAAAACUUUCGAUUUCCCUGUUCCGCUGCGCUUCAAACUUCAUGAUGGAAAACUAAUAGUUGACUUCGGUUCUUAUGAAGAUGUAAAAAUUGGUCACGCUAUCCUUUCAGUCAAUUCCUUGGAUUCAAAGGGGACGCAACUUGCGGAUGGAAAGGACAUACUGCAGGUUCUCGCAGAUAAAAGCAAUUUUCCAUUAACCAUCAAAUUUGGGAGACCACGCCAACGUCCCAACGAUCGAAUUCAACUUGCAAGCAUGUUUCAACCGCUGCACCAAAUGGCCCGUCAUCUCAGUCCAGUCCCAGACCCGGCGAAGGAUUCUAAUGAAAAGCGCGUUGGUGGCGUUUUCAAUUCCGGUAUCCAAACUUUAGACACUCCCACUUGUCGUAUGCACUGUCUGGAGCCGCGAACUGGUGUCAAAUUCCUUAUGGUAACUGACUCCAAACUACCAUCGGCUGCGCGUGAAUCGCUCAAUCGUGUUUAUGAGGCAUACACUGAUUUUGUUCUCAAAAAUCCGUUUUACGCGCACAAUCAGCCAUUUAACUUCGAAUUGUUCACUCAACAAGUAAAAACGAUUUGCGAACAAGUCGAACGCGGCAUUUACGGGGCACCUUAG
This is a messenger RNA of Dicrocoelium dendriticum, 699 nucleotides long. The record is from the annotation of a GenBank genome assembly. NCBI's taxonomy places the organism in Eukaryota, Metazoa, Platyhelminthes, Trematoda, Plagiorchiida, Dicrocoeliidae.